Messenger RNA from Seminavis robusta, 787 nucleotides. The record is from the annotation of a GenBank genome assembly. Lineage: Eukaryota; Bacillariophyta; Bacillariophyceae; Naviculales; Naviculaceae.
AUGUUGAUGUCGCCCGCAAAACUCCCACUGAUGUCUCCGGCAAAAGCCCCUGGCUCGCCCCCAUCGCCGAAUGAAGACGGCAUCUUUGGGUACCUUACCCAAGAAACACCGCAGAGACUUCCCCCAGCGUCACCCAUGGUUGCAACUGGAAAGGGCAAAAAGAAGGACGACCGACUGUAUGGAACACCUGAAAAAGAGAAUAAGAAUCCAGCCGGUAACGCCAAGAGACCCCCCAGGACACCAGAGGAUGCCCCACCAAUGAAAAGGAACGACGCAGUUCCCUCUAUUGAGAAGCAAAUCAACCGGCAACUAGCUGGUCUCGACCAGGGAUCCUACACAGGGGGACACAUGGAAAUGGCAUCGCCGAAUUCUGUCACCACAGUUUCCUCCGAGGACGAUCAUGCCAUCAGCGAAGGCACCUUGAAAAAGUGGCUCAUUGAGGAAUCCCAAAACAAUGCCAGAAUCCUUGCAAAAAAAGGACCGGCGACACCGCACAGAAUGGGCGAGCCAAAGCAACCAAAGAAGAAAGCCGAGCCCAAGAAGCCAAAGCUCCCCCCCGGUGGAAAGACCAGGAUCGAUGACAUCAUGAGGAUAGUGCGCAAAGACAUCACCAAUCAGUUCAUUGAGAACCCAAGAAUGAUGGAGUUGUCUGCCGGAGAGGUCGCUAACAGGAUGGAGAGUGUUGCCCUGCUGUUGUCGCUUGAAGCGGCGUCACUUCCUUCUGCAGUAAAUCAUGCGAGGAAUGCAGCCAAGAAAAAGAACCCCUAAGCGACACAGUGAAGGUGAC